AUGUGUGAAGCUGAGAUCUGCCUGCCACUCAUCAACCAUGGAGUGCCAGAUGAAGUGAUUGCAAACCUCAAGAGAGACAUUGUUGAUUUCUUCAGCCAGCCACUGGACGCCAAGAAGGAGUACACACAGCUACCCAACAGCCUCGAAGGCUAUGGACAGGCCCUCGUUUUCUCCGAGGACCAGAAACUUGACUGGGCAGACAUGCUGUAUCUUCAAGUCCAUCCUAGCGAUUCAAGGGACUUGAGGUUCUGGCCGACUUCCCCUGCAUCUUUCAGGCGAUCCCUUGAUGCAUACUCAUCAGAGACUAAAAGCCUGGCACUCUGCUUGUUUGAGUUCAUGGCUAAGGCUGUGGGCGCUAAGCCAGAGGCUCUUUUAGGCAUAUUUGAAGAGCAGCCUCGAGGCUUAAGGAUGACCUACUACCCACCGUGCCUGCAAUCUGACAAGGUGAUGGGCAUUUCGCCGCACUCUGAUGUGGUUGGCCUAACACUGCUGCUCCAGGUUAACGACGUGCAGGGCCUGCAGAUCAAGAAAGAUGGCAAGUGGUUAUCCGUAGACGCUCCGAAUGGUGCAUUCAUCGUUAACAUUGGCGACACACUUGAGGUACCGACCAAGAACUAA
Oryza sativa Japonica Group (Japanese rice) is the source of this 618-nucleotide messenger RNA. The record is from RefSeq and is a predicted model, not a curated record. Lineage: Eukaryota; Viridiplantae; Streptophyta; Magnoliopsida; Poales; Poaceae.